AUGUUCACCUUAGUUGUGAAGUUGUAUGACCCAAAGGACUUAUACCUAGCUCUCAAGGAAUAUUUUGAUACCUUGAAAACUGACGAAAAUUGCAGUAAAGCGUUUUUUGCUCAAAAGUACACCAGCUCAUUCUGUCCACGCAAGUUUGGGUCAACGUCCAAAGGGAAAAAACUCAAUAAAAAUAGAAAAUUGACAGAUGUGGAAGAGAAAAACUUGCUACGUUGGGUAGACAAGUUAGUUGCCGAAGGAAGGUCGGUUUUAAGAAAGAAUCUUCAAAAACAAGUUCAGGAAAUUGGCGAAAAUUUGACGAUAGGCCCAGAAUAG
This is a messenger RNA of Lodderomyces pseudojiufengensis, 324 nucleotides long. RefSeq lists its product as uncharacterized. The record is from RefSeq and is a predicted model, not a curated record. The coding region runs from base 1 to 324 and encodes 107 amino acids. NCBI's taxonomy places the organism in Eukaryota, Fungi, Ascomycota, Pichiomycetes, Serinales, Debaryomycetaceae. The transcript has 2 exons.